UCCCGAGUUUCUCUCUCUUGGCUACGCCUUUUUUUUGGCGUAGAUUUCUAGAGAGAGAAACAUAGAACCAAGGAGUACAAAGGUUGGUGGCUCUGGAGAUUUUCCGAGAUUCAUCGUUCCGAUCAUUCGUACGAUUUCUCUCCGCUCUCCCUACAGAGGAUCCGGGCUCUUGGUAUGCCUGCUAUGGCUUCUACAGCAACUGCCACGUCUACAGUUCGCUAUGCACCCGAAGAUCCGACUCUUCCCAAGCCAUGGAAAGGUCUUGUUGAUGGUAGAACUGGGUAUCUGUACUUCUGGAAUCCUGAGACCAAUGUUACCCAGUAUGAGAGACCAAGUUUCUCGGCUCCUCCUCCCAAGAGUUCUUCUGUCUCGAUAAAUUCUUCUGUUCAGGUUCAACAAUCUUCUUCUGGACAACACCGUGGUUACAGUCCUGGCAACAAGGAUGAUAAAUCUGGUAGAGAAAGUGAUGAUGGGUCCAAGGUUGAAUCUGGAUCAAGGUUUACCGAGAGACCACCAUAUUUUGAAGACACCUCAAAUGGACUAGGAAAUUCUGCAUUCGGUGGAUCAUCAGCCAGAGGACCACCAUCAGCUGCAGCUGCAGGAAAUGGGCUGUCUUCAGAGGCUUAUCGUAGUCGUCAUGAAAUAACUGUCACUGGGGACCUGGUACCGCCACCUUUAAUGUCUUUUGAAGAUGCUGGUUUUCCUCCAGAGCUUCUGCGGGAGGUACACAGUGCUGGAUUUUCUGCUCCAACUCCAAUUCAAGCUCAGUCAUGGCCAAUUGCAUUGCAAAGUAGAGACAUAGUAGCCAUUGCUAAAACAGGCUCUGGAAAAACGUUGGGUUACUUGAUUCCAGGGUUUAUGCAUAUCAAACGCUUCCACAGUGAUCCACGAAUGGGUCCGACAGUUCUGGUAUUGUCACCAACAAGGGAGUUGGCCACACAGAUUCAAGAUGAAGCUGUUAAGUUUGGGAAGUCAUUGAGAAUUUCUUGUGCGUGUUUGUAUGGUGGCGCACCAAAGGGUCCUCAACUUAGAGAGAUAGAAAGAGGAGUAGAUAUUGUUGUCGCAACUCCUGGACGAUUGAACGAUAUCCUCGAAAUGAGGAGAAUCAGCCUUCAUCAGGUCUCUUAUCUUGUACUAGAUGAGGCAGAUCGAAUGUUGGAUAUGGGAUUUGAGCCUCAGAUAAGGAAGAUAGUGAAAGAGGUUCCUACUAAGCGCCAGACCCUCAUGUACACAGCAACAUGGCCAAAGGAGGUGAGGAAAAUUGCAGCUGACCUCCUUGUCAACCCUGUCCAGGUGAACAUUGGCAAUGUUGAUGAGCUUGUGGCGAACAAGUCCAUUACACAGCAUGUUGAAGUUGUGGCGCCAAUGGAGAAACAUCGAAGGCUAGAGCAGAUAUUGAGGUCUCAAGAACCUGGUUCAAAGAUCAUAAUUUUCUGCUCAACCAAGAAGAUGUGUGAUCAACUAGCACGUAAUCUGACCCGUCAAUUUGGAGCUGCUGCUAUACAUGGAGACAAGUCCCAGGGUGAGAGGGACUAUGUACUGAAUCAGUUUCGUACGGGCAGGGCUCCCGUGCUUGUGGCGACUGAUGUUGCUGCUCGUGGACUUGACAUUAAAGACAUCAGGGUGGUCAUCAAUUAUGAUUUUCCCACUGGAAUAGAGGAUUAUGUUCACAGAAUCGGAAGAACUGGAAGAGCUGGAGCAACUGGGCUGGCACACACAUUCAUUGGGGAGCAAGAUGGAAAGCAUGCAUCGGAUCUGAUAAAGAUUCUAGAAGGAGCAAAUCAGCGAGUGCCUCCCGAGAUACGUGAAAUGGCUUCACGGAGUGGUGGAAUGAACAAGGUGAGGCGCUGGGGACCUGCCUCUGGGGGUAGGAAUGGAGGGUCUGGCUAUGGUGGACGUGAUUAUGCGUAUGGAGGGCGUGGUGAUUCUGGUCAUGGGGGGAGAGGUAGCUGGGGUUCGCGUGACAGGUAUUAUGAGAACGGAAGAGAGAGAGAGAGGAGCAGAAGCCCUACGAGAAGCAGUAGUUAUGGAUGGGGCGGCAGCAGGGAUCGUGAAAGGGGACCACCUCCACCUUCCACCCGUAGCUUCCAUUAGGCUAUGGUGAUGAGGCUCUCUUCGUUUUAGGUGCUAAAUGUCUGAAAAGCCGCCAUCUUUCUCCCUCGGUUUCAAAUUAUUCUUUUUUUAUUUCCUUUGGGAUUCUCUGUGUUUCCAUGCCGUUAGUGAAAGGCUUCAAGAUGGGCAGUUGACCAAAUGUUUCUUUUUCUUGUUAGUUACGGGAUGCUAAUUUUAAGAGAACGUGCUUCUGUUUUUACCUUA
Tarenaya hassleriana is the source of this 2316-nucleotide messenger RNA. RefSeq names its product DEAD-box ATP-dependent RNA helicase 14. The transcript has 9 exons. Bases 175 to 2094 code for a protein of 639 amino acids. Lineage: Eukaryota; Viridiplantae; Streptophyta; Magnoliopsida; Brassicales; Cleomaceae. Gene Ontology annotation, cellular component: cytoplasm; nucleus; ribonucleoprotein complex. Gene Ontology annotation, molecular function: RNA helicase activity; protein binding; ATP binding. The record is from RefSeq and is a predicted model, not a curated record.